AUGGCUUGUCGUCACUUGUCGUGCAGGCUCCAGCAUUGUUUCCAUCCGUUUCUGUCUCUCACUAGCGUCAUCCACAAUGUUGGUAUUGAACUGCCUCGACGUUCGCGAGGUCCAGAUCCAUCACUCUUACCAGCUGAGAAUUCAGCUGGGUCCAUUCGCAUAACACAGUCUUGGUGUCCAUGUCGUUUGUCCUUCCCAUCAUAUGACCAGCUCAUCGAUGUUCCGCCUCAAAGAUGUACUCCGUUGGAUUUGGAUCGAGAAGACGAGACAUCAUCUCAUAUCUGGACAGCGAAGUCCGACGAGAUGUAG
Messenger RNA from Strongylus vulgaris, 309 nucleotides. The record is from the annotation of a GenBank genome assembly. Lineage: Eukaryota; Metazoa; Nematoda; Chromadorea; Rhabditida; Strongylidae.